Molecule: messenger RNA, 552 nt
Organism: Marasmius oreades (fairy-ring Marasmius)
Lineage: Eukaryota; Fungi; Basidiomycota; Agaricomycetes; Agaricales; Marasmiaceae
Product: cyclophilin peptidyl-prolyl cis-trans isomerase Cyp2
Exons: 7
Coding region: 1-552 (183 amino acids)
Biological process (GO): protein folding; protein peptidyl-prolyl isomerization
Molecular function (GO): peptidyl-prolyl cis-trans isomerase activity
Source: RefSeq, a predicted model, not a curated record
AUGUUCACCGUGGUCCUUACAAUUGAUCGUCCCUUCGCUUCCUACUCUAGUCAUUCUAUUCCACACACCGACGUCUUUUUUGACAUCACUAUCAAUUCGAAUUAUGUUGGGCGUAUGGUCUUCAGGUUGUACGAUGAUAUUGUGCCAAAAACAUGCAGAAACUUCAGAGAACUCGCGACUGGACAGCAUGGCUUCGGCUACAAAGGGUGUAGAUUUCAUAGGAUAAUUCCGGGUUUCAUGGCGCAAGGUGGAGAUCUUACCAAGAACGAUGGCACCGGUGGAAAAUCGAUCUAUGGCCCAAAAUUUGCUGACGAAAGCUUCAAAAUCAAGCACUCGAAGCCAGGUCUGUUAUCUAUGGCAAACGGUGGUCCUAAUACGAACGGUUCUCAGUUCUUCAUUACCACGGUCGUGACAUCAUGGCUCGACGGCCGACACGUUGUCUUCGGUGAAGUAGUACAUGGGAUGGAUGUUUUAGCAGCGAUUGAGGAACAAGGCAGCCCGGGCGGGAGGCCUAAAAAUCCAGUUAUCAUAACCUCCUCCGGUACUGUUUGA